CCAAGAAAUGUGGACGACAGCCCAUAUUGUCUUGUCGGGCUGUCUGCCGCGCAUUCGCAGGUUUCGAAUUUCAAAUUCGGCGCUUUCCUUGCAAGAACAAUCAAUCCUCUCUCUGCAAAUCACAUUGAAGCAAAGCGCCGAGCGAUCACAGCCCUGACGCUUUGACCUCCCGGAAGUUUCUUAUAGUCGAGGUUUUCUUGAUGACUCCAUGAAUGCUACAAACCCUGUCGUCUUCCAUCCAGCUGACACUGAAAGGUGAACUGAUAGGAGUCUAAUAUUCCAAAUGGUUGGGCUGAAGAUCAUUUACCCAAUUUUUCCUUUUCGUUUUGAUUCAUAGCGAACAGUCUUUGUGCAUCCUCUCCACUGAAAGCGAUUCUAUUAAAUUCUCCUGCUACGCUUCAGACCAAAAACACUGGCAAUCCUUUUUGGGACUGUUGAUCAAUGGCUCCCAAAAGUGUGAGCACUUAUGAGGAAGCUCGAAAGCAACGGAUUGAAGAGAAUAAAAAGUGUUUCGAGAAUUUGGGGAUUUCAAAGACUUUGAAGUGCCUAGCUGAGCUGCAAAGUUCUGAGAAGUCUGUGAAACGUCAUCCAAAACCCAAAUCAGAGAGUAUCUACACAUUAGAGCCAAGACGUUCUUCUCGUGCACGAAAUCCAGUUCCUUCAUACCGUGAUGAUGUCAACAUAGAGCUUCCACAUUUGAGAAAGAGAUCAAGGAUAAGUUCUUCAUGGGCUAGCUACAUAGCAAGACCACUGGACGAAUGCAAAACUGCUUCUUAUGAAGAAAGGUCUCAAGCUUUUAACGGCGCAGAAGACCUCCAAGGCAAGCUAACAGCUGGAAACCCAUCUUUCGUAAAAUCCAUGGUCCGGUCUCAUGUUUAUAGCUGUUUUUGGUUGGGACUUCCUUCCAAAUUCUGUGAGGAUCAUCUUCCCAAAACAACAGUAGAUAUGGUGUUGGAAAGUGAAAAUGGAGCAGAAUAUGAUGCUGUUUACAUUGGCAAGAGAACUGGGCUAAGUGGUGGAUGGAGAGCAUUUGCAUUGGAGCACAAGUUGGAUGACGGCGACGCUUUGGUCUUUGAACUGAUUGACCCUGCAAGAUUUAAGAUUUACAUUGUAAGAGCAGCCAGUUGUUCAAGUGAAGAAGAUGAUGAUACCGCUGUUCGUGCUGGAGACAACAAAAGCGCAUCAUCCCAUGGGGCAGAAAAGGCCGACAAGAAGAGCGAGCAAAGACCAAAAACAAGAACAAAGAAAGAUGUAGGCUCCUCAAAAGCUUCUUCAAGCAAAAAGAAGAAGAAAUGAUGAAGGAUAGAACAAACUCUUACCAAGGCCCAAAAAAAGGAACAAAUCCACUGGAUAUUUCCAGAAAGCGGGUGGUUUUUGACGAUGAUGAGAUGUUGUAAACUAAAUGAUGACCGGUGAGUAUUGGAA
Molecule: messenger RNA, 1425 nt
Organism: Diospyros lotus (date-plum)
Lineage: Eukaryota; Viridiplantae; Streptophyta; Magnoliopsida; Ericales; Ebenaceae
Product: putative B3 domain-containing protein At5g58280
Exons: 8
Coding region: 442-1296 (284 amino acids)
Molecular function (GO): DNA binding
Source: RefSeq, a predicted model, not a curated record